GUCCCUGGCUUUAUAUGCCUUUUGAUCUUCUUGGUUUAUAUACUAAACUGUUUCUCAGACUAUUUUACACAAGCAGAUGAUGUGGAAUGGUGUGGGAAAUUCUCGUGGCUCGUCGAAACCAAUGAGAAUUGUUGUGGUUGGUGAGAAGGGCACUGGGAAAUCAAGCUUGAUUCUGGCUGCAGCAAGAAAUACUUUCCAUCCAAACAUCGCUCCUCUGUUACCUUACACCAAUUUACCUUCUGAAUUUUUCCCUGACCGUAUACCCGCUACUGUCAUCGACACUUCUUCAAGACUGGAAGAUAAGGGAAAGGUAGUUAAGGAAGUGAAGCAAGCAGAUGCAAUUGUUUUGACAUUUGCAUUCGAUAGACCAGAGACUCUUGACCGUUUGAGUGAUCACUGGCUUCCUCUGUUUCGACAGUUAGAGGUGAGAGUUCCUAUCAUAGUGGCAGGUUGUAAUAUCGACAGCAAUGGGGCUUGUAAUCAAAUCAGCAUUGAGCAAAUAACGUCACCUAUGAUGCAACAAUAUCGAGAGGUCGAGACAUCUAUCCAGUGGUCUGCUCAGAGGCUAAAUCAGGUUAAAAACGUUCUCUACUAUGCACAAAAAGCGGUUAUUCACCCAGUAGGGCCUGUGUUUAAUCAAGAAACCAACUCACUGAAGCCGCGCUGUAUCGCUGCCUUAAAACGUAUCUACAUACUGUCUGACCAUGACAAGGAUUGUCUUCUCAAUGAAGACGAGUUAAACAUGCUUCAGGUAAAAUGCUUUGAUAUACCACUGGUGCCUUCUGAAAUUAAAGUAAUGAAAGAGACAAUGGAAAAGAAGUUUCCACCAGGAAUUAACGAAGAAGGGCUCACAUUGGAUGGUUUCUUGUUUCUAAACACACGGUUUAUCGAAGAAGCAAGGAUCCAAACACUAUGGACUAUACUUAGGAAAUUUGGGUAUAAUAACGAUCUAAGACUUGCAGAUGACUUGAUUCCUUAUUCUUUAUUCAAACGCCAGGCUGAUCAGAGUGUUGAGCUAACAAAUAUAGCUCUUGAAUUCUUAUGGGACGUCUAUGAAUUUUUUGAUAAUGACUCUGACAAUAACUUGAAACCUCAUGAGAUGGGAUAUCUCUUUGAAACUGCACCUGAGAGUCCUUGGAAAGAAGCUCCUUAUAAAGAUGCCUCAGAGGAAACUAAGGAUGGAGGAGUCUCUCUUGAAGCUUUCCUCUCACUGUGGUCAUUCAUGACACUAAUUGAUCCAGCUAGGACUCUGGAAUAUUUGAUGUACAUUAGAUUCCCUCAUCAUCCAUCUUCGGCGAUUCGCGUAACUAGGAAGCGAGUUCUAGACCGCAAGGAGAAGAAAUCCGAAAGAAAAGUUGUACAGUGUUUUGUGUUUGGCCCCAAGAAUGCUGGAAAGUCUGCAUUGCUCAAUCAAUUUAUCGGAAGGUCAUACGAUGAUGACAGCAACAACAACAAUGGAUCAACUGAUGAACGUUAUGCUGUAAAUAUUGUCAAAGAAUCUGUAAUGAUUAAUGCAAAUACAGAUAAAACUCUGGUGCUGAAGGAAGUUCGAAUUCAAGAAGAUGGAUCUAUGUUAUCAAAUGAAGCAUUGGCUGCUUGUGAUGUAGCAAUCUUCAUCUAUGAUUCCUCUGAUGAGUCCUCGUGGAACAGAGCCAUUGAUUUGCUUGCUGAGGUUGCAACCAUUGCCAAAGAUGCCGGUUACGUGUUUCCUUGCCUAAUGGUUGCAGCAAAAUCAGAUCUUGAUUCAUUUGAAAUGGCGAUCCAAGAAUCAACUAGAGUUACACAAGAUAUAGGGCUUGAUGCUCCAAUACCAAUCAGCUCUAAACUGGGAGAUUUCGGUAACUUAUUUCGCAAGAUCUUAACAGCAGCAGAGCAUCCUCAUUUGAAUAUUCCAGAGAUUGAGUCAAAGAAGAAAAAGAGCCGCAAGCUAAUCAACAAAUCUUUAAUGGCAGUUUCAAUCGGGACAGCCGCUUUGAUCGCUGGUAUGGCUUCGUUCCAUCUCUACACCGCAAGAAAGAAGAGUUAAUUCUUAGCUGAAGAAAGAUCACAGACCUGCAGAUUCCAUUGUGUUUGUUCAUAGAUG
Molecule: messenger RNA, 2083 nt
Organism: Capsella rubella
Lineage: Eukaryota; Viridiplantae; Streptophyta; Magnoliopsida; Brassicales; Brassicaceae
Product: mitochondrial Rho GTPase 3
Exons: 13
Coding region: 77-2026 (649 amino acids)
Biological process (GO): small GTPase-mediated signal transduction; regulation of mitochondrion organization; mitochondrion organization
Cellular component (GO): mitochondrial outer membrane
Molecular function (GO): calcium ion binding; GTP binding; GTPase activity
Source: RefSeq, a predicted model, not a curated record